Molecule: messenger RNA, 748 nt
Organism: Hydra vulgaris (swiftwater hydra)
Lineage: Eukaryota; Metazoa; Cnidaria; Hydrozoa; Anthoathecata; Hydridae
Product: apolipoprotein D
Biological process (GO): lipid metabolic process; response to reactive oxygen species
Cellular component (GO): cytoplasm
Source: RefSeq, a predicted model, not a curated record
GUUUAAUGCAAUAAAACAGUUUUCUAUUUGGUUUAUAAACGUUGACUAAAUUUAACACAAUGAAUUCAUUAAUUGUAAUUAUUGCAGUCUUUCUUGGACAUGUGUAUGGAACAUUGAGACCACCUGUCAUAACAGUAGACUCUUUGAAUCUAGAAAAGUAUGCAGGAAGAUGGUAUGAGAUGUAUAAUAGCCCUGUGCAGCGUUUAACAUUUGAAAAAGGUUUGGUAUGCACAACAGCGGAUUACACUAUGCUAUCAAAUGAUUCUUUAAAAGUAUUUUAUUCUGGUCGGAUGCACACGCCUAAAGGUCCAAAUGUAAAUAUUACUGGAACAGCAACAGUUGUAAACAUGUCUAUUCCUGGUGCUCUCAAAGUUACUUAUCCUGAUGUCACAAAUAUCUCUUGUUCAAACACAACCUGUGCAAAUUAUUUAGUUGUGAAACUUGGUGGCGAAAAAUUUGGAGAUAAAAAAUUAUACGAGUACUCAAUCAUCACUUCCCCUCACAAAACAUUAGUAUGGAUACUGGCACGCGAUCCAAAAACUUUUAAUUCAGACUUAAAAACCGAAAUUACAGAGUUUUUAAAAAAUAACGGCUACAAUCAUUUUUGGAACAAACCUAAACCAGUUUAUCAUGGGGAAGAUUGUGUUUACGUUUGAAACUUUUAUGCUUAUGAACAAACAUUAUAAUACUUGCUCUUUAUGUUAAUUCUCUAUAUUAUUUCAUUGAAAAUAUAAAUCUUUUUAUUUAA